GAAGAGAAGACUGGACACUCAUAGAAACAUACCAGAAAAAAGGAAUAACAUACUGGUGAUCUGAAAAGUACCUUCACAACUUUGGCUCACGAAUAUGUCAGACACUGGAUCUUCCGAGGUUACCGAGUCAGAGACCCAUUUAUUUCUUUUUUUGUCAAAUUGUGAAUUUCACAUUAUCCUAAGCUUGUUGGCGCGGCUUUUCGUUAAAACAUAUGUAACGGGAUUAAAAUCAUCAUGGCAAGCAGGAAUAAACGCUUUAGAAGAAGAAGAGCAAGCCCUGAACGCACUAAACUUACAUGAUGACUCAUAA
Schistosoma intercalatum is the source of this 310-nucleotide messenger RNA. Lineage: Eukaryota; Metazoa; Platyhelminthes; Trematoda; Strigeidida; Schistosomatidae. The record is from the annotation of a GenBank genome assembly.